Molecule: messenger RNA, 945 nt
Organism: Perkinsus marinus ATCC 50983
Lineage: Eukaryota; Perkinsozoa; Perkinsida; Perkinsidae
Product: hydroxyproline-rich glycoprotein precursor, putative
Exons: 13
Coding region: 1-945 (314 amino acids)
Source: RefSeq, a predicted model, not a curated record
AUGGCUCGCUUCCCGUCCCCCGCAGUCGUCGAGGAGGAGGAUGUUGAGUUAAAGAAAAAGAAGAAGAAGAAACACUCCAAAAAGCGCAAGGCCGAAGAGAUCGAACCCGCGCCUAUCGAGGGUGAGGAGGAGGAGGAACUUGUCGAGUCCUUGGAGCCUGUCAAAAAGAAGAAGAAUAAACAUUCAAAAAAGAGGAAGACGGAUGAGCCUGAGGAAGAGGUAGAGGCUGUUGAAGAGGUCACAAUUGAGAAGAAGACCAAAAAGAAGCAUUCUAAGAAGAAUCGCCACCAGCAAGAGGAUGCCGAGGAGGCUGUUGCUGCCGUUCCUGUAGAGGACUCGGCUGAACCUGAGAAGAAGAAAAAGAAGAAACAUUCUAAGAAGCAUGAGGUUGUCGAGGAGGAGGAGGAAGCCGUUGAGGUUGAGGAGGAGAUGCCUAAGAAGAAAAAGCACUCGAAGAAGCAUCUCAAGAAUGUCGAGGAAGAGAAGGAGGAGAAGGCUGUUGAGGAAGAGGAGGCACCCAAAAAGAAGAAGCACUCCAAGAAGCAUCGCAAGGCUUUAGGGGAGGAAGAGGAGGAAGCUGCAGCUCCAAAGGAGAAAAAGGAGAAGCACUCCAAGAGGAAGGCACAACCUGUUGGGGAAGAGGAGGCGGAGGAGGUUGUGGUAGCCAAGAAGCCCUCCAAGAGUAAGGUGGAUCUCGUGGCUCUUUACUGUCGUAUUUCUGAUGAUAGCGUUUAUGUUGCUAUGGAAGCCGAGAAUCUCGACUCUAUGAUGAGAUCUCGCAGUUCUUAUGCUGGUCAAAGCAUAGCUAGAGCCUCAUUCAGUCUCAAACCAGUUAGUAUCAAUGGAGUGAUCGCUGGUAUCACUCAUACUGUUGGUCAAGUUAGAUUUGAUUACAUCGGUAACCUGAAGAAGGUUAACGCAGCAGUUGAUGUUGUUGAUCAGUAG